CCCUUGUGAUCUGAUCAUGCGGCGGCUACUACGGUUAUACGCUGCGGGUUUCAUUUUCAUUUUCCUAUUUCCUGGAUCGUGGCGCCCAGAAUGCUCCCGACACUGUUGCACGACCUCUUCCUCAACAAGCAGCGUGACGUUGUCUCGUGCCCCGAGACAUACGAGCCAGUUGGGACGCCACUUCGCCCGCGUGCGCGCUCGACUGACGGCCUUCGCAUGGCCACGUGGGACCAGAAGCGCCAGACUUGCUUCAACUGCAGACAUGUCUUCCUCAAGAGCCUUAGCACGACGCCCGACUACUGUUCCGUUGAUUGCAAGUCCAACGCACUCUACCUCCUCGCCGUGAGCCAAACGAUCCGCGCCGUCAAGGAGGCGGCCGCGGAGCCCACCAAGGCAACCCAUAGCGAGACCAAAGUUGUUCGAUUCGGCGAUGCGCCCACGAUCGUCGCCUCGGACGCCGAGCCGGUCGUUGCGACUGUCGCCACGGACGGGGAGCUCAUGAGCAUCAACGACCUGGCGCUUGCGAUGGGCCUCGAAGCGACUGACUACGUGCCGCAGACCUUCGCCGAGUUUCACACCAACAAGCUCGCGUGUCGCCCCGUCGAGUGGUCGUUCAGCGCGCUGUACUGAGGCUGCUCUUCUUUGCCAGCCGCGUGCAUGUGUGUGCGUCCUGUAUACCUUGCGUCCCGUCCUCUUGCUUAAAUUAACCCCGUAACUAUUUAAUAUUCGUCUUCGAGUUGCG
Saprolegnia diclina VS20 is the source of this 742-nucleotide messenger RNA. RefSeq lists its product as hypothetical. NCBI's taxonomy places the organism in Eukaryota, Oomycota, Saprolegniomycetes, Saprolegniales, Saprolegniaceae. The transcript has a single exon. The record is from RefSeq and is a predicted model, not a curated record. The coding region runs from base 91 to 630 and encodes 179 amino acids.